GGGGGGUCUCGGGGGGGCCGGGCUCUGUGCCGCGACCCGCGCUGCAGCCGUUCCCCGCGCGGCGCGAGAAGAGCCGCCCCGCCCCCGCCAGGCACUUAGCGCGGACACCCCGGGCUCGCGCUGCACCGCGCUCGGCCGCCGGCUGGGGCCUGCGCGGGGCCCUCGCGCUCUCCGCGGCGGCGCGCGCGCGGCUCCUGGCUGAGGAGAUGCCCCCCAAAGGGAAAAGCGGCGGGCAAAGGGGGAAGGGAGGAGCCGCUGGCGGUGGGAGCAGUGGGGAGAGGCAGGCCCCGGCCCCGGCCCCGAAGGGCGGCGGCAGCUCCGUGAAGGUUAGACACAUCCUGUGUGAAAAGCACAGCAAAAUCAUGGAGGCCAUGGAGAAACUGAAGUCUGGAGUGCGCUUCAGUGAAGUAGCCUCACAGUACAGUGAAGAUAAAGCCAGACAAGGGGGAGACUUGGGCUGGAUGACCAGAGGUUCUAUGGUGGGACCUUUCCAGGAAGCAGCAUUUGCCUUGGCAGUCAGCAGUAUGGACAAGCCAGUGUACACAGACCCUCCUGUCAAAACGAAGUUUGGAUACCACAUAAUUAUGGUUGAAGGGAGAAAAUAAAAUAUAAAAAAGAGUGAA
This is a messenger RNA of Dermochelys coriacea (leatherback sea turtle), 623 nucleotides long. RefSeq names its product peptidylprolyl cis/trans isomerase, NIMA-interacting 4 (gene PIN4). The record is from RefSeq and is a predicted model, not a curated record. Gene Ontology annotation, molecular function: DNA binding; peptidyl-prolyl cis-trans isomerase activity. Gene Ontology annotation, biological process: rRNA processing. The coding region runs from base 207 to 605 and encodes 132 amino acids. The transcript is spliced from 4 exons. Lineage: Eukaryota; Metazoa; Chordata; Testudines; Dermochelyidae.